Messenger RNA from Ceratina calcarata, 3138 nucleotides. RefSeq lists its product as uncharacterized. NCBI's taxonomy places the organism in Eukaryota, Metazoa, Arthropoda, Insecta, Hymenoptera, Apidae. The record is from RefSeq and is a predicted model, not a curated record. Bases 148 to 2991 code for a protein of 947 amino acids. The transcript has a single exon.
GAAAAAAUAUUGAUACGCUUAUAUUUUUAUCGCAAACCACGUGGCAGGCAACGAGGUGAACGCGAGUGAAGAUGUCAACAUCGUUACCCGGUUAUCAUUCGGUGUACAAAGUGUAACUUCCGAGCACAAAGUGGUCAACCUUCGACAAUGAAGCUCAGGACAUUCCGUGUUCUGUGCUCCCUGUGCAUAUUGUGCACUUUUGCCUUGUCCGAAGAGAUCGACCGUGAAAAUCGACCAGUUUCGGACUCGAACUCUCAAGAAUCAGAGGAACCGCUGACCGCAAACAGCCCGCGGGAUAAACGAGCUUUGGGUCUAAUACUUUCUGGCCUGGCGCAGGUUUUCGGUUACGCGAUGGAUCCUAUUCAAAUAGCCUCGUUGCCUAACAGUGACUCAAACGAAGCAAGAGCUACUAAUCAGACAUCAGCUAACAAUCAGACUGCUUCUACACCAGCUGCUUCGUCAAAUUCCACUCAGUCCAGUGGAUCGUCAACUACCGCUGUUCCUGGACAGCGAGAGACGAUCAGGUUUACUGGUGUAGUCAAUUUUGGCAACAGUACAAACUUAUUGACCCAUUUGCAACAAUACGAAACGAUUUUCCAUGGGAACAGCAGUUCCACGACGUCUAGCCCGUCGUCAACGUCUCCACCCCAGAUGAAUACGAGAGCACCGACGUCGAACCAAUCGUCGGCUCCUCCUUUCUUAGUAAGAAUUCCUAUACCAUCCGCAUCGCAGCCACCCUUACCGCCUAUGCCUCAACCACCUUUACCCGAGAUUCCCCCGCAGGAUAUUAUGCUAUCGUAUCCUCGGCCGCUUAUUCCGAUUCAAUUACCGGCAAUUAGUACCCAACCACCGCCAGCAGCUAACAACCAAUCAGCGGUGAUGAUGAAUACCCAACGGCCAGUAGUCAUGCGACAGAACAUGACGGUAAGACUGACGGUGGAGAGUAAAGAAAUGAAUAAUCCAAAGGAUAUUCAAAAGCCGCUUCCGCCAACCUUCUCUCCUUCUACUGAAGAACAGUGGAAGGAGGAAUAUGAAAAUAGAUUAGCAGAACUGGAGAGGAAGCAAGAGGAACACGCGAGGAGGUUGAUGGAACAGGAAUUGUACAGAAACCAGCAGCAGCAAGAUAAUUACAGUAAUGAGGAGGAUGAAGAAGUUUUUAGUACUCGGAAGCCGGUUCCUAAAUGCGAAGAACAGAAUGUAUCGUCGGAAGAAGAAAAUGACUCAAAGGGAAAGGAUGAAUUUUCGAACAGCGAGAAAGUGAGGGAAUCUGAAGAAGAAGAAGUACAAGGGAAGUAUUAUAAUAAGGAUGUUGAUAAUGCUAAUCAGUAUGAGGAUGCACCUCAAGUUAGCGAGAAUUAUACAAGUAUACAGUACAGUGAACCAUUACCGCUCAGCGAGGAUGAUGAGCGGCGGCCUGAUGAACUUCGCAAUAGUUACGGACAACCGCUGCAUAAUAGCGAAUUGUUCGACAAUGGAUUCGUGAACUAUUUCGAGAAGUUCGCGAAGCCACUCACUGACUUUUACAGUUCGCCUGAGUCACCGAAAGAAGAGGAAAACUCGGAAGAUUCUCGUGAGGAAAACGAAAGAAGUGGAGAAGAAGAGGACGUACCUGCCAGAAACAGAUAUGAGGAAUAUAAUUUAGAAGGAGACGGCGAUACUAACAACAAAGAUGAGGCAGAAUCUAGUGAGGAUUCAUCUGAACCGUUAAUUGGAAAAAAUGGCAAUGUCUUAACGAAGGGUGAAAAUAAAUCGUACUUUAAUGAAGAGAAAGUAAUCGAAGAAAUGGAUUUCAGUAAAUAUAUGCCUCUCAUCGUGCCUGUUCGAUACUUAACUGCACCUGAAGAGUUAAAGAAAUUAAAGCCGAGAAGUGAAAAAUCAGAGAAAGAUAACAGCGUAGCAAAGACGGAAAGUUUAAAGAAAGUUUCGUCUAAAUCAAGGAAACCGAAGAAAGAGAAUUUAAGAACUGCGGCCAGCUUCCCACAAAGACGUACACCGAAAAACCUUCACGAAGAGGGUGAAGAGAAGGGUGCACAAGUAUGGCCACCUCCGUUUGACUUCGUUGUAGAUAGUACCAUUCAUGCGAAUGCUUUUCCAAAAACGUUAAACUCUAGCGGCAAUAUCAAGAUUUCUGACGCUCGUCGAAAACCUCAAGUUUCCAAGAAAAAGAAGGGAAAAAGGCAACAGCAACAGAGAAGAGGAGUAAUAAUCGAUAAUACGACACGGAAACCGUACGAAAAUCCUGAAGAUAUUUAUUACCAGGAUAUUAAAAAAAUUCCUCAAUAUGGAACUGUUCCUGGAGAACAGUUACUGCUUAAUAGACCAGUGGAUUCUGCAGGUGACGCGCACUUUGAAAUUGCAGAAACCAAAUCUGAUCAAAGUCAAACGAAGGAAGUACCAGAUUUCGGGCAAAGUUACAGAUAUAUUUUGAAUAAUAAUUACAGGAACAUGGAACGGCCAAACGCACAUAUAGAGCAUCCUGUGCAACGAAAUCCGCUGUAUACGAACAGAUUCGAAUCUUUAAAGCGCAGUAUUGAGAAACCUGUACUUCCAACGGGACAUUAUUACAGUGAAAUGAUAUAUCCAACGGAAAAUACAGAGCAAAUAAAUUUGAAAAACAGUGGCGUACAGAACAUUGAACUCGUUCCUAAAAACUAUGAGCAAACAACAAUUUAUCCUCGAGGGAACCGGAAUUUUUUUAAUACUGGUAAAAGUGUUUAUGAUUUCGAUCGUGGGACAGGAAACGAAAGAAUGUUUGGAGUUUUUGGCGGUGAUAAAAAGAUUGCGAACAAGGCGUCAAUUGGCUUGACAAUACCGCAGCCAGACGUGUAUGUCGAAAGUUUAACGAAAUUCGCCAGUGAACCGGAAAGCAAAAACGAGAAAGUCCGAGCUACAGAUUAUACGAAUAGUGCUACCACAACGAGAGUGAUGGAGCAAGAACAGAUUAAUCCAAGUGAACCAAUUAGUUAUAUCGAUUAUCCUCGCAUUUUAUAACAUUAUGCAAUUUCCGAAUUGUUUAUACUAGUUGGCAUACUUUUUACAGUUGAGUAAAUCUGAAUUAUUUAACGCAUUAUAUCAACAAACUUCAUUUAAUCUCACAAACAUAUUAAACUGCAACAGUAAAAACUUACAACCAAUGAU